AGAAAUUGAUUGGUCUGGGAAAUGAAAGCCUUGACUGCAGUGUACCUGCGCUAGAGGCGCUCUGCAAAUGGCAGCGCUUUAGUUCAUUACUGGAUCCUUUCCCUCCCUGUGUAUCAACCCUGACUCUGCCAUGAGUGCCUCAUCCCUACCAUUUGUGGUCGGAGCAAACACUGUGGAAGACCAGCGGGCUCGCUGGGAGAGAAAGCGCAGCAGGACAGCCAAGGAGCUGCUGGAAACAGAACACAAAUACCUUGAACAGCUGGAUUUGGUGCUCACAUACUUUGUGACAAUUUUAAAGGCCAAAGGGACGCUGAAGCCUGCUGUGUUGGAAUCUAUAUUUGGACCCCUGGAGUCCUUAUAUUCAGCCAGUCAUGUUCUGUCACUUCACCUGGAGAAAGGGAAUUUGGGACCAGGACUGGAAAAUUUUUGCCAGAGUCUGGAUCUUUAUGGCCACUAUGCUGAGAAUUUGGAGCAUGCAAAUAAAGCCUUGAAGGAGCAAGUGAGGAAAAAUAAGUCAUUCCGUCGUUUUAAGAAGCUCCAGGAGACUCGACCUCAGUUUCAAGGGAGGCAGCUAGAGGAUCUGCUUCCUUUGCCCCUGCAAAGGCUGCACCAGUACAAGCAUUUCUUCAGAGAUCUGCUGGAGAACACCAGCCCAGACACUGCUGAGUACCAUAAACUUACAAAGACUGUGAAAUCUGUUUGUGAGGUAUCUCACUGGGUCCAAGACAUCUUUGAUAAGAGAGAGAACUCCUUGCAGCUUCUUCGGGUUCAGAAAUUGCUCAAAGGACAAAAGACUCAGGUUUUGACUGCAGGGCGCUGGUAUAUCCGGGAAGGCUGGCUUCUGGUGGUGCCUGCAAAGGGAGAAGAACUGAAACGCAGGAUGUUCUUCCUGUUCUCUGAUAUCCUCAUUGCAGCGAAGCCCUGCCACCCGCUGCACCUGCUGAACUCCAACAAACUGUCCUGCCAGGCUGUCUACCCACUCCACCAGUGCUCAGUGGAUAAAGUGUUCGGCCACACGUGGAGCCAGGGAGGGCUCCUCAGUCUUUCCUUUCCACACAAGACACUGCUGUUGAUGUCCAGCAACCAACAAGAGAUCAAUGACUGGUACCAGAGCCUCACAGCUGCAGUCAGGCAGCUGAAAGCCUGACCCAACCGAGUACAAGACAGACUGGCAGGACAACCACCCUCAUGGCAGACGCUUCCACAAUCUUAUAAAAAUGUUCAGGGACAUAUAGUAGCACUGGAUUGAGAAGGACUACACACUGUGUUUGUGAGAUUAUGAAUGCUUUGUUAGCUGCCCUAAUGUUCACACAGAUACUGCAAAAAAAAAGCAUUUGUGCAUAAAAACCCCCAUGUAUCAAGGAUUUCCCCCAAUUUAGCUUAGAAGCUUCUAGCUUUUUUGCACUUUAGUAAAACUCAAGAUAACUUAAGGUCAAACAAAUGGGAGUGUGACUUGUUUUCCCUCAUUAAAUGUUUUUUUAAAGGAA
Molecule: messenger RNA, 1487 nt
Organism: Zonotrichia leucophrys gambelii
Lineage: Eukaryota; Metazoa; Chordata; Aves; Passeriformes; Passerellidae
Gene: ARHGEF39
Product: Rho guanine nucleotide exchange factor 39
Exons: 10
Coding region: 131-1147 (338 amino acids)
Biological process (GO): positive regulation of cell migration
Cellular component (GO): plasma membrane
Molecular function (GO): guanyl-nucleotide exchange factor activity
Source: RefSeq, a predicted model, not a curated record